AUGAACGGAGGGACCGCACAAGCCUACAGCCUAUUAAUGGCGGAUGUACAGCAGAGUGGCUUCGGCGGCGGCGGCGGAGGAGGCGGAGUAAACGGCGCCCGGGGGAGCAUGGAGCGUUCCUCGCGGCUGCUGCCGCUGCGGCAAGCUAUCUUGGCCAAUAGCAUCGUCAAUAACCAAUACAAUGAAGAUGCUGGUGAUGAAAUUGAGGAUAUUGCUAAUGGCGGCGUGGCGGACGCUAACCACUGGGCCGCAUCCAGCUUGCUCAUGCGCACGAAGUGCAACGGAGCCGACAGCAGUACUCAUGGUGAAGCAAUAAGCGAAGAACUUAGGCAGUCUCAGCAUAAUGUGGAGGGCGCAGUUGCGAUGGAAUUGGUCGGCAGACGCCCACCGCGACGGAAGCGCAGCCAGCAGCUUACCUGCCCCGGGCCUGAAGAGGCUCCGAAGCACAUCGGCCUUUGGGCAGACUUUUGGCAACAAGCUAAACAGCAGCUAAGAUUUUACAAGGAUGCAGCGGUACGGAAAUGGUGGAUCCUGGCGGUUCCGUUGCUGCUGUGUCUGCUACUGGUCGGGUUGGGUGUGUUUGGUGUCGUAUAUGCCGCCACUCAAAUGACGGAGCAGCAGCGGGACUAUGUGAGAGGUGCACUUGCCUCCACGGCAAUCGGUACGGUGGCCGGGCAGCUGGAAAUUGCCACAUUUGCCGUUAUGACCCUCAGCGCCUUCCUGACUCAACGACCCAACUGUACGGAAUUGGAUACCGGCUACAACCAGUUGGCGAGUGUGAUUUUUCAGUGGGACGCCAAGCAGGCUGUGUACCAGCUGCAGGCCAUGCCUGCCGCGGUCGUCAAGUACAUCCACCCGUACCCGAAUCCGGAGCUCGCCAAAAAACUCAUUGGACGAGACAUUCUGUACGAGGCGCAGUACAGGAACGACACAAUCAAGCAGAUUCAGGCCCGUGAUCAGCGACUGCUUUUGGGGCCUUAUGACCUGCUGGAGGGAUUCAAAGCAAUGUUCGUGACGUAUGCCGUUUUCCUUCCCGCGCCUGACCCACUGCACGACUGGGGCUGUGGCGUACAGCCGUACAAAUGCCCACCAGACACCUGUUGGUUGCCUGAUGCGGCCAAUCCCGGUGGUUACUUGAAGCUGUGGGGCAUGGCCACAAGUCUAGUACGAUUGGACGUGCUCAAGGAAGGUUUCGGUUUCCAAACCUAUGAGGAACAGGGCUACCAUUUCCGACUUCGACAGCUGCCAGAUAACAUCAACCGCGAAGCUGUUAUUGACGGUACGGCAGAACCACCCCGGGAUCCCGUAACGCUCACAUUUCAAAAGUACAACCUCCAAUGGGUUUUUGAAGUGGCGCCGGCGGCGGGUUGGGUACCGGCCUGGCGGGACCCGUGCCUUGCUGCGGUUAUAAUUGGGUCGGUUGUGGUUUCGUCGCUGGUUUUGUGGCUACUCCUCACCCGUGAAAAGCACAACCUGCUACUGCGGGCGAUGCUUCCCAGAAAGGUUAUUCGUCAGCUCCAACGAGGCGAGCAAACGGUGGUGGAGGAAUAUCACGACCCAGUUACGAUUCUUUUCACGGAUAUCGUGUCGUACACGGAAGUUGCUUCCCAACUGACACCUCUCCAGGUGGUUAGGUUGCUCAACGACCUGUACACUGAAUUCGACGCACUAACAGACAAACACGGCGUCUACAAAGAAUAUAUUUCAUUAUUAGCCAUUAGGGAUCGGCCACCGGGGAUGCUCCAGGAGGGGGCCGUCGUAGGUGGGUUGAUGGACAG
This is a messenger RNA of Volvox carteri f. nagariensis, 1778 nucleotides long. RefSeq names its product guanylyl and adenylyl cyclase family member (gene cyc8). The transcript is spliced from 9 exons. Lineage: Eukaryota; Viridiplantae; Chlorophyta; Chlorophyceae; Chlamydomonadales; Volvocaceae. Gene Ontology annotation, molecular function: guanylate cyclase activity; peptide receptor activity. Gene Ontology annotation, biological process: receptor guanylyl cyclase signaling pathway; intracellular signal transduction; cGMP biosynthetic process. The record is from RefSeq and is a predicted model, not a curated record. The annotation marks the transcript as partial.